Messenger RNA from Lycium barbarum (goji berry), 1336 nucleotides. Its product is annotated as ras-related protein RABA4d-like. Gene Ontology annotation, cellular component: endosome. The record is from RefSeq and is a predicted model, not a curated record. The coding region runs from base 405 to 1079 and encodes 224 amino acids. Lineage: Eukaryota; Viridiplantae; Streptophyta; Magnoliopsida; Solanales; Solanaceae. The transcript is spliced from 2 exons. Gene Ontology annotation, molecular function: GTPase activity; GTP binding.
ACAACAAAAGAAAAAAAAUCCUUAUAUAUUUUUUGCCUUUUCCAGAAACAGUUGAAGGGACCCACACUAACCGUUGGUAUUUUUCCAAUUUCUCAAUUCUCCUAUGAAUGCAUGAAGCAAAAGAUCUUCGACUUUUAAUUUGAUUCAAAUCCUAAGCCUAAGUCCAAUUCAAAUUCUACAUUAUUAUUAUACAUAAUUCCCUACAUAAUUUCAAAUUCACAAAAAAUUGGCAUUGGCAUCUUGAUCAUUUCAUAUAUACUGACUAGGAUCUUGUUUUAUUUGUAUCUUUUUUCGAGACAAAUUUUGAUUAACACACUAAUUGUCAAUCAUAUGUUAAAAAUUCUGGAUAUUUGGAAGAGAGGCUGAUACAAAUUUUGGGUUAAGGGGAAAUUUUUCGAGUUAUAAUGUCGAAUUUGUAUGGAGAUUAUAAUCAAAAGAUUGAUUAUGUUUUCAAGAUUGUUUUAAUUGGAGAUUCUGCAGUUGGAAAAUCUCAAUUACUGGCAAGAUUUGCAAGGAAUGAAUUCAACUUAGAUUCAAAGGCUACAAUUGGGGUUGAAUUUCAAACAAAAACUCUUCAAGUAGAUAACAAAACCGUAAAGGCACAGAUUUGGGACACUGCAGGACAAGAAAGGUACAGAGCAGUAACAAGUGCAUAUUAUCGAGGUGCAGUUGGUGCGAUGCUAGUCUUCGACUUAACAAAACGCCAAUCAUUCGAUCAUAUGGCGAGAUGGCUGGAGGAACUAAGAGGUCAUGCAGACAAGAACAUAGUUAUAAUGCUCAUCGCGAACAAAUGUGAUUUAGGAACUCUUCGAGCUGUACCAGUCGAAGAUGCUCAAGAAUUCGCAGAAAGGGAGAAUCUUUUCUUUAUGGAAACAUCAGCUCUUCAAUCCACAAACGUCGAGAGUGCAUUUAUGACAAUUUUGACAGAAAUUUAUAAAAUCAUUAGCAAGAAUACGCUCACUGCAAAUCCAGGAGCGGAUUACGGGAAGUCACAAUCUCUAAAGGGAACCAAGAUCAUUGUUCCUGGCCAAGAUUUGGAUUCUGGUGGGAAUAGUGGUGGAUGCUGCAGGUCGUCGUGAUUUUCUAUUGAAUUCUGGGGGUCUAUUUAUAUAUCCAAAAUCCUAAUAUCACUGGAGAUGAUUUAAAUUUUAUGUAGAAUAGGGAAUUGUUAUCGAGGAUGAAGUUGAGUAGAUAGUUUGUUUAGCUGUGUGUGUAUACUGUUCAUUAAGUUUCUAGGCGGAGCUACAAGCCUGUCUACGGGUUCUGCCCUGUAUUUGUGUUUAAAAAUUAACUUAAUAAUGCAUAAAUAUUUUAUCCAGAACUCAAUAAGUUGGCU